AUGGAACCAACAAACUUCCUAGGUGGCCAGUCGUUGGAAACGGCAAACCUAUCUAUCGGCGGGGUCAUCAUUUCGCUGAGCAUCAUCUUUGUUGCAGUUCGUAUCUAUGCGAGUUGCAAAAAUGUCGGGCGCCUAUUUCUUGACGAUUGCUUUUGCUUGGGAGCAGAGAUAGCUGUGCUCGUCUACUGGGGACUACUUACGGCUAAUUUUGGAAGAGGGCUUGGAAAGCACGCAUGGGAUCUACCUGUGAGCGUCAUUACACCCCGGGUUCUAAAGAGGCAUGUCGCAUCUCAGUUCUUUGGCGCUGCGGGCAACUGGCUUGCAAAGGCAUCCAUCCUGGCAUUUUUUCUCCGAAUCUUCGGUAGCCUUCGAUGGGUUCGUAAUGCUUGUUUUGUGCUCCUCAUCUUGCUCUCCAUGGGCUCGAUCACUCAUGCAGCGCUCUUCGCUGUGCUCUGCGUUCCCCACGGACACGACGUUUGGGAUAGCAAACUCAUGGCCAGAUGUGCUACGGGUGCCCCAGUUACUGUAGCUGUGGGCGUUUGCAUCUUGGUGGUUGAUAUAGCCAUCUUUGUCCUGCCGUUUCCCAUCAUCGCCAACUUGAAGAUGGAUAAGAAAAAGAAACAUGGUCUUAUCAUCGUGUUUCUCAUCGGCUUCGCUAUCAUUGUUACAAGCUCAGUUGGACUUGCUUAUAGAAUUGUUGUCUUUAGGAGUUCUAUUGAUCCAACUUGGAACGGGGCUAAUGUGUCCAUCACCGCAUAUAUCGACACUUUUGGAACUAUCAUUGUCAGCUGUACCCCAGGUAUAUACGCUUGGUGGCUGAAAAUAUUCUCUCAGAGCAGGCUAUACUCCUCAAUUCGAUCGAUGUCACUUCUCCGCUCAAGACACUCAUCUCCGAGGUCGAAAGGAUACACCACAAACGAGGGAAAAGAAACUCCUAGGAAUAGUGAGCAAGAGCAUGAUCAGUAUAAGCUUCCAAAAGUUUCAACAUCAUCCUCGCAGCAACAACUACACGAAUGGCCUCGCGAGGAUGAUAGACACGUCAUUCCGGUAUCCACUGUCAUCACGCAGACGAUAUCCGACAGAAGAGAAAGUUACGAUAACAGUCGCCGGAUGCAAGGAUACGUGCAUUCGUGGGAGCCCGUCGAUAUAAGGGCUAACAUAACGAGGGAUGGCGGAUAUGUGUAG
Trichoderma harzianum CBS 226.95 is the source of this 1185-nucleotide messenger RNA. RefSeq lists its product as hypothetical. The record is from RefSeq and is a predicted model, not a curated record. NCBI's taxonomy places the organism in Eukaryota, Fungi, Ascomycota, Sordariomycetes, Hypocreales, Hypocreaceae. The coding region runs from base 1 to 1185 and encodes 394 amino acids. The transcript is spliced from 6 exons.